Molecule: messenger RNA, 1267 nt
Organism: Vanrija pseudolonga
Lineage: Eukaryota; Fungi; Basidiomycota; Tremellomycetes; Trichosporonales; Trichosporonaceae
Gene: alcB
Product: Alcohol dehydrogenase 2
Exons: 2
Coding region: 44-1267 (407 amino acids)
Cellular component (GO): cytoplasm
Molecular function (GO): alcohol dehydrogenase (NAD+) activity
Source: RefSeq, a predicted model, not a curated record
CUUCACCCCUUAGUACCCAUCCACCCAACUACAUCAGCCCACAAUGUCCAACGCUCCCCCCGCCAACCUCACCGACAUCCCCAAGAAGCACAAGGCCGCCGUCUACGACAAGCCCGGCACCUUGAGUACCAAGGUCGUCGAGGUCGACACGCCCGAGCCCGGACCGGGAGAGGUGCUCGUCAGGCUCACCCACUCGGGUGUCUGCCACUCGGACUACUCGGUCAUGGUCAACGGAUGGAAGGCGCUUCCCUUCCCCACUCCUGAGGGUCAGGUUGGUGGCCACGAGGUUCGCGGCCAGUUGUUCUUCUACCCGCCUGCUCCUGGGGCUGGCGGUAGCCGCCGGCGCCGCCGGCGCCACCGCCGCCGCGUCGUCCCGUCCCGAACGCUAUCGAACUCUAUGCUCACACCCCCAGGCGUCGGCUUCGUUGCCAAGCUCGGCCCUGGCCUCGACAAGUCGCCCGUCAAGGUCGGCGACCGCGUCGGCAUCAAGUGGGUGUCUGCCAUCUGCGGCGCGUGCCCCGCCUGCAUGCACGGCCACGAUGCGCUCUGCCCCAACAACAAGGUUUCGGGCUACUACACGCCCGGCACCUUCCAGGAGUACGCUGUCGGCCCGGCCGACUACGUCACUCCCGUCCCUGAUGGACUCGACUCUGCGCUCGCCGCACCCAUGCUCUGUGCGGGUGUCACUGUCCACUCUGCGCUCAAGAAGGCGCAGGUCGCCGGCGGCAAGUUUGUCGUCGUCAUGGGCGCCGGCGGCGGUUUGGGCAACAUUGCCGUCUCGAUCGCCGCCAAGGGUGUUGGCGCGCGUGUCAUCGGCAUCGACCACGGCAGCAAGGAGAAGCUCGUCAAGGACGCCGGCGCCGAGUUCUUCAUCGACUUUACAAAGGUCACCGACGUCGAGAAGGCCGUCAAGGACGUCACUGAGGGCCUUGGCGCGCACGCCGUCCUCGUCCUCACCGCCUCGAACCAGGCCUACGCCCAGGCGCCCAUGCUCUGCCGCUUCGGUGGCCGCGUCAUCUGCGUCGGCAUCCCCGAGGGCGAGCUCCAGCCCAUUGGCGGCGCCAUCCCCGCCGUCAUGAUCUUCAAGGAGCUCACCAUCACCGGCUCGGCUGUCGGUAACCGCCUCGAGGCCAUCGAGACGCUCGACUUUGCCAAGCGCGGCAUUGCCACCAGCAAAAUCCGCCUCGCCAAGCUCGAGGACCUCACGUCCGUGUUCCAGGAGAUGCACGACGGCAAGAUUGAGGGCCGUGUUGUCAUCGAGAUGUAA